This is a messenger RNA of Macrosteles quadrilineatus (aster leafhopper), 2803 nucleotides long. Its product is annotated as acid sphingomyelinase-like phosphodiesterase 3b. The transcript has 10 exons. The record is from RefSeq and is a predicted model, not a curated record. Gene Ontology annotation, molecular function: hydrolase activity. The coding region runs from base 83 to 1414 and encodes 443 amino acids. NCBI's taxonomy places the organism in Eukaryota, Metazoa, Arthropoda, Insecta, Hemiptera, Cicadellidae.
GUCCGUGGUACCGCGAGUGACAGACUACCUGUUGUAGUAGCGUCAGCGACACAGGAUAUACAGGAGAAUAUCAGAUUCUGGGAUGGUGUGUGUGAGGUGCAUUCUCCAGGUUGUCCUACUAGCAAGCGCAGCUGCAAAAAUCAGUUACUUCUGGCACAUCACUGAUAUUCACUUAGACGUUGACUAUUCUGAAAAGGGCGACCCGAGAAAAAACUGCUGGCACUCGCGUGGCGGCGGCCGAGACACGGUGGGCAAGUUUGGCCACUACAGCUGCGACUCGCCGUGGUCCCUUGUACACUCGGCGGCGAAGCUGAUGAAGACUCGCAGCGCCGAGGACGUCGAGUUCGUACUCUGGACUGGGGACGGUCUGUCGGUGAUGUCAAGCAGCAGGUCGUCAGAGAAGCAGGUGGCAGCGCUGCAGAACCUCACUCAUCUGUUCAGUCUGACGUUUCCCUCACAGUUCGUGUUCCCCGCCUUGGGACAUGACGACCCUGGGGGGAACCUGGGGGAGCGUCUCAGCUACCAUGAGCUGGCAUCUUUCUGGCAACAGUGGCUGCCAACCGAGGCACUGCAGACUUUCAACAAAGGAGGUUACUACACUAUCGAACAGGCGGACCAUAAGCUGCGUAUUAUCGCUUUAAACACAAACCUAUUCUCAAGCCCAGAAAGAGGUGAAGUGCAGCUAAAUUGGCUUACAGAGGUUCUGGAGAAGUCGCAGAUACUCAGAGAAAAGGUGUAUAUCGUAGGACACAUGGGCCCCGGGCCGGACGAGCGACAGCCGGACACUAUGCCUCACUUCAGCGAGGAGGCGGCCCGGCGCUACCUAGCCUUGGUGCGGCGGUUCUCUGACAUCAUCGCUGGCCAGUUCUUUGGACAUCUUCACUCGGACACGUUCCGACUCGUCUACAACCACGCAGCUCGACCUGUAUCCUGGAUGCUGAUGGCGCCUUCUCUCAGUCCCAGAAGGACCAACGGUGGCGCCAACAAUCCUGGACUACGACUCUAUAAAUUUAAUAAGGACACUGGCCAGGUGCUGGAUUACACUCAAUUCUACCUCGAUUUGUCGCUAGCCAAUGAGAGGGGCAAGGCUGAAUGGAGGUUGGAGUAUAAUUUCACCUCGUACUACGGCCUUACGAACAUCUCAGCUGGGUCCCUGCAUGAGCUGGCAGCUUCGUUCAGACACGACACGCGUGCCUUUGACAAGUACUAUCAAGCCAACUCAGUGAGACUACCAGUUGGCCAUUGUGACGACUCGUGCACCCACACCCACUACUGCGCCACCACCAGGGUGGAGUACUCGGAGUUUAGACAUUGUCUAGACGCUGCGGCUUCUGCUUUGGCCUCUGGAUGUCCGGCCUUCACAGCUGGCCUCUUCGUCUUAAUGGCUUUCAGUCUCUCCUCCAUUGUCACGUGACCCUCCUCUCUUAUCACCCUGAGUGAAGAUCGCUAGCCUUCAUUACCUCAACGGCCCUAAGUUCUAUCUACUGGUAGGAAAGUAUUUUAGUUUUUUACCUGUUAAAUAUUUGAAUUUAAUCUCUUUUUUCUAUUGUAGAUUCUCUGAAGUCUCUUGAUAAGAAUGUUUAUUACCAGCCGAUAUUUUUUCUCUUAUUUAUUAAUAUAUAUAACUGUUAUCUAAGUGUGAAGUUUACUUAAGUGUUACUUGUAUGAAAGCUUUAUUUUGUCUAUUCAUGUUAAGCUAUGAUUUAUUAUGCGUACAAUUAAUAUAAGUUAUAGUGAUAAUUCCUUUAAAAUUCAAGGGUACAUAAACAUUUUCCUUAUGAGCAUGACCUCCUAUGAAAUUGUUUUGCUAUUAAAGAAAAAAUUCAAAUUAAUACUAACACAAACAAUAAUUGAUAAAACUAAUAAGGUGUAAGUUACCAGUACUGUAAUAAAAAGAUUGUACAAGCAGUGAUUAUUUGAAAAGGGAAUAUAUGAAAACAUAUGAGUUAUCAUAACUGGAAAUCUUUUACAAAGUUCGUAUGCGUUUUCAGCUGAAAAUGUUAUUUGGCUUAGACUAGUUUCAUUUGCUUUUCGAAUUUUCUUUUACUAACUAAAAUGAUUUUAUUCAGCUUUCGUAAAAGCAAUAGCUAUGAAAAUUCAUACGAUUAGAAAACUUGUUCCACAAGAUUUUGGAAGGACAUUCCCUGGUGUAGCAUUUAGUUCGAGUCCAUCCAAAAUAUCAGGUACUAGUUGCUAUAUCGGAAAAGGUUGCUAUUAAUCUCAAAUACUAAAAGGUUUCACUCUGUCAUAAGUUGUGUUAGUUUCGUGCCACUCUAAUAAUCUUUUAUAGAUACAAGUGGUUCCUAACACACUUAGCGGUUUCGGAAAACAAUCUUUUACUCAACAAGUAUACUAUCAUUUAUUUUAUAACCUCAACUAAUUGGUCAAGCCACGUGGUAUUUAAUACAAAUUAUAAUUUUAUAAGUAUUAAGCUUUCUAUUGCGACUGUGAUAAACUUGUUCUUCGAGGACUGAGUUUAAUUAGAAUUGAAAUAGAAAUUUGACUGAUAGUAUUAUGUGGUUUAGUUUUAUACUCGUUUUUAGAUUUCCAUUAGUAGGAUCAACUGUUAGUAAAGCUUAGAAUAAGUUUACUACUUAAAAUACAUCUUUGUUUAUUUUUGUGAUUUUUUUACAAACGUUUUUGUUACUUUUAGUUAUAAAGGUUUCUUCUAGUGUUAUGAAUAAAAUGAAAACUUUAUGCUACUCUUAAUACUAAUGUAUAUUUAUGUAAAUAUUAGAUAUCCGUUUGAUGUAGUAAAAUAUAUUUGUAAUAUUCUGUCUUUAAAAUAAAGAAGCUAUACUUA